AGGCGACCCGCAAAUUUUGGGCUUUUGCGUGUCGCUGAACCACGGGCAGUCAAAGCCGUGAUUGAAGAGUGCCCCGUUUGGGUCUGGGCUUCCCGCAGAGCCUCAUCUGCGACGCUUGCUAGUGCAUUUCCUAUUGCGGUCUUGCUGGCCUCUAUCUGAGCGUGUUGGACGAGUGAUGAUGCUUCGGAGCGCUGCUGCCGGGAUGGUUGCAGUGAUUGCUUCAUUGCUGCAGUCGGCCGAUUGUUCCAGCGCUCGUAUAUUGGCUUCUGGACCUUGUAGCUCUAGCAAGAUCCCAGCGCUCUCGUUGGAUAAAUCGAUGAGUGGUAUCUACAAUUUCCAAAUGCGUUCCACGCGUUCAACGCGCACUAACGCCCACGUCUGCAUCUCGCAAAACCUGGUUCGGUUUGCGUCACCUUGUGCAGCCCACGUCCGAGCUAUCCAUCAAACUCAACCUUCCACGCGCCUUCCUCGCCACCGUUCUGUGCAGGUUCGCCGCAUGUUCCAAGCAAAGGCGGUUUGAUGAUUUGAAUGCCACUGGUGAACGUGCGGGUUAGUCGCUACUGGACGCGGGUAGUGGGUCCUCUCUUUUUGCAGUUUGCACGUUGGGCUGGGAUGCCUGGGUGUAGGGCAGAGAUGGGGACUCUGCGUGCAUUGAGGAAAAGUGGGGGGUAUUGU
This is a messenger RNA of Macroventuria anomochaeta, 675 nucleotides long. RefSeq lists its product as uncharacterized. The transcript has a single exon. Lineage: Eukaryota; Fungi; Ascomycota; Dothideomycetes; Pleosporales; Didymellaceae. The record is from RefSeq and is a predicted model, not a curated record. Bases 176 to 520 code for a protein of 114 amino acids.